GCGCAUGCGCGCUUCUCCCUGAGCGGCGAGGAUGGCGUCCGGCGGGGAGUUCGGGGCGUCGUCGGGGCGAGUGGACGCGGGGGCGCUGAUGGAGCAGGUCAAGGUCCAGAUCGCGGUGGCCAACGCCCAGGAGCUGCUGCAGCGGAUGACCGACAAGUGCUUCCGGAAGUGCAUCGGGAAGCCCGGGAGCUCCCUCGACAACUCCGAGCAGAAGUGCAUCGCGAUGUGCAUGGACCGCUACAUGGACGCCUGGAACACCGUCUCGCGGGCCUACAACUCCCGGCUGCAGAGGGAGAGGGCCUCCAUGUGACAAGGGACAUUAAAAUCACUGUCUCACA
Molecule: messenger RNA, 338 nt
Organism: Sceloporus undulatus (fence lizard)
Lineage: Eukaryota; Metazoa; Chordata; Lepidosauria; Squamata; Phrynosomatidae
Gene: TIMM13
Product: translocase of inner mitochondrial membrane 13
Exons: 3
Coding region: 32-310 (92 amino acids)
Source: RefSeq, a predicted model, not a curated record